AUGAAUGUUGUGAACGAAGCUAUUGUCGAAUGUGACCCCAAAAGCAUUCCAUUAGGGCUGUCAGCGGAAAGUUCCGAUGACGGGCCGGAGGUUUUGACCACCACCUGCACGCAAGAUAAUCUUGGCAACCUCGAAGACCUCCUUCAAAACCCGCAUCAUACUCAGAGCUAUGAUGCAGACAAGGACACAAUCUUUCAUGAGUGGGGACACCUACCUCUACACCUUGAUCUGCUGAGUAGCAAUGACGAUGCUUCUCACAAGCGAGACUUCCAAACCGCCUUUUCCGUGAACAAUAACACACAGGAACUGCCAGCAUGGAUUGGUCAGCCCUCCAUAUUUCCAGAUUUCCUGCCUGCAGUGCCUUUACCAGCCAAUCGAAUAACUCAAGCUGGCAUCGCAAAUCCCUUUGGCGAGGAGCAAGGUGCGGCUGUGGUACAUCCGGCCUUAAGAAACCCGGUAGCACUCACGUACUACAAGCCUAAGAAGUCUACAAAUGCAUUCAUCAAGAUUCGUUGGUUUGAGAAGAAGGGUAAAAACCACGGGAAACGGCUACCGUCGUUGUUGCAACAGCGGCCAGACAUUGCAAAAACUGCCAUGGACACGAAGUCGUCCCCUGAUGGACCUGUUUCCCGUCUGCCGCCGAAUUUUGGGGAUGUUGGGAAACUAGACAACCUAGAUCGAAGCUUCUAUCGGUUCUUCAUACUUGGCAUCUGCGCUGGCAGAACCGUUAUCAACACCGACAAUGCUUACAAGACCGAGAUUGCACCUAUGGUGGAAAGAAGUGACCUGGUGCGACACGCUUUGUUGGCCCUGUCGACAACCUACCUUCUGGAUUUCAAUCGAGCAGAUCAUGCAAUCAAGGCCAAGGCCGAGUACCAUCACAAGAAUGCCGUGGAUAAGCUUGGGGAAGAGCUCAGCAACAUGGACAUCCAGUCUCCCGGAAAAGAAGAAGCUGUCUGUGCCGCGAUCUCGCUCUUGGUACAUAAUGAAGUGGUCAAUUGGGAAGUAGAUCGAUCAGGCGAAGACCUCCCAAAGUGGUACCUUGCUGGACAAGUUGGGGAACGCGUACUGAGCCAGUCCGACCCUGGCUAUCGUUAUAGCUUCCCAUUCAAUGUACAGUGUAAUCGUGCCAGAACGCAGCUCACUCACAUAAUCGGGCUCGAGAAUAUUCUCAGCGACUGCGUUUAUCCACUAGAUCCGACCUUGACAAGAUGCUCCUAUCCAUGGCUAUUGGAGGGCAGUGAGACCGAACAACGCAAGAUUGUGGGCACGACUGGGCUUUGCUCAAAAUUGCUACACUAUUAUGCCAAGAUUACGCAUCUCAGCAGUAAAUCGGCCAAGAACCCCAAAUCUGAAGUCUACCCAAGGGUUGGCAAAGAGCUCGAGAAACGGCUACAACGUUUUUGGCAAUGGUCAGAUUUGUCCGAGGGCUACGGCUCGUCACAGGACCUGCUCGACUCCUGCGAACUAGACGAGAAUGGCACAGUUACCUCGGCGACCAAGGUGACGGAGCUCGUGGGGGAAAGCUACGUGACGGCAGCUCAGAUAUACUUGCAAUGCCGCUUCUUCAGACGGUCGCAACGUCACCCCACCGUGCAGAAGAUAUUGCAGACGUUACUGCGGACUAUCGACUGGCAGCCAACUUCCGGACCACUUUUCACGGCUCAAACACCGAUGUUCGCCGUUUUCAUCGCAGGAAUAGUUGCCUACAAAGAAGCUGACCGGGCUGUCGUGCGCAAAUGGUUUGAGCCCAUUUGUGGCGACUCAAGAGGGAAUGUGCCUCCUGCUUGGCGAGCCAUGCAAGUGGUCUGGAAAUGGGCCGAUGAGAUUGACGCUGCCUCUGAAGUUGAUAGCGGAGCUGACCGUGAGCAGGCAAAGCUUCCGCUUGGGGAACGGCAUGCCUGGUGGGAAGAGUUGAGCAAUGUACUGAAGUCUAAAGAGGGAAGAAUGAGUCUUUCCUGA
This is a messenger RNA of Bacidia gigantensis, 1962 nucleotides long. RefSeq lists its product as uncharacterized. The transcript has 6 exons. Bases 1 to 1962 code for a protein of 653 amino acids. Gene Ontology annotation, biological process: positive regulation of transcription by RNA polymerase II. The record is from RefSeq and is a predicted model, not a curated record. Gene Ontology annotation, molecular function: transcription cis-regulatory region binding; DNA-binding transcription factor activity. Gene Ontology annotation, cellular component: nucleus. Lineage: Eukaryota; Fungi; Ascomycota; Lecanoromycetes; Lecanorales; Ramalinaceae.